AUGGUCAAUAUUCUUCCCAAAGUCCCCAAGACCCCCUUGGUCGUAGGAGGCAAGGAGUACCCAGAAGUGAACUGGUGGAAGCACAAAUGUCUCAUCCACUUGCAUUUUCUGUGCGCAAUUUUGCUAUUGUCGUCAGCCACAAACGGCUAUGAUGGAUCCAUGAUGAACGGUCUGCAAACCCUGAGCUAUUGGCAGAACAAGUUUCACCACCCCUCCGUUUCUACCCUCGGGCUUCUGAACGCCAUCUUCUCCGUUGGACAAGUUGUUGGCUUACCUCUCGUGCCUUUCUUCGCGGACCACAUUGGCCGCAAGUGGACUAUCCUGCUUGGAAGUUCCCUCAUCUUCUUGGGUGUGAUCCUGCAGACAGUCUCUAUCAACAUUGGCAUGUUCAUUGCUGCCCGGUUCAUCAUCGGACUCGGAAUCGUGUAUACCCAGAGUUGCUCUCCGAUGCUCAUUACCGAACUGUCUCACCCUCAAUAUCGUGCGAGGCUGACGACCAUUUAUAACACUCUGUGGUAUCUGGGCUCCAUUAUCGCCAGUUGGACAACGUACGGCACCCUCAAGAUGCACAGUCAGUGGUCGUGGAAGCUGCCUAGCAUAUUGCAGGCGUUCCCAUCGGUCAUCCAACUUUUCUUGAUCUGGCUCGUGCCCGAGAGCCCCAGAUAUCACAUCGUCAAGGGCCGCCACGAAAUCGCCAAAAAGAUAUUUGAGCGCUUCCACGGCCCGGCUUCUGGCCAAGAAUUCGUCGAGAGUGAAUACCAAGAAGUAUUGGAAACCAUGGCGCUGGAGAAGGAAUUUGCCAACCGUGGUAUUUCCGAGCUCUGGGCGACCAAGGGCAAUCGACACCGCCUGCUGAUCGUCGUCUCCGCGGGCAUCUUCAGCCAAACCGCCUGGGCGGGUGUUGUCUCGUAUUACAUCUUCCUCGUCUUGAACCAGAUCGGCAUCACGAAUCCCAACUCGCAGCUCAUCUUGAACGGCUGUCUGACGAUUUUCAACAUGUGUAUCGCCACAGGGAUGGCUUUUACGGUCGACCGAUUCGGCCGCCGCCCUCUUUACCUGACAGCAACCUUUGGCAUGUGCAUCUCGAUGACAGGCUGGACAAUCGCCAGUCAGCAGCAACAGGCCCAUGGAACCACGGCCGCGGGUCGUGCGGUGAUUGCCCUCAUCUUCCUCUCCAUGUUCUUCUACAACCUGGCCUGGUCCGGCCUGCUGAUCGGGUAUGUGGUGGAGAUCUCGCCUUUCUAUCUCCGGUCGCGAUACCUUACCGUCAUGCUGCUCAGCGUGGCUGCCGGCUUGUUCUUUUCCAACUAUGUGAACCCUGUGGCGCUCGAAAAUAUCAAGUGGAAGUACUAUCUGGUGUAUAUCAUCUGGCUGGCAUUCCAGUGCGUGGUCGUGUACUUCUUCUACAUUGAGACAAAGGGCCACACCUUGGAGACGAUAGCCAUCUGUUUUGACGGAGAAGAUGCCAAGAUCGGUGGACAGGCGGCAACAGCGAAGGGACGGGAACUGCUCGGGAAGUUGGAGCACAAGGAGGGCAAGGACAGCAAGGCUGUCGAGACGCACAUUGAGCGAGUGCAAUCAAUGGAGUAG
Messenger RNA from Fonsecaea erecta, 1590 nucleotides. RefSeq lists its product as hypothetical. The transcript has 2 exons. Gene Ontology annotation, cellular component: membrane. Gene Ontology annotation, biological process: transmembrane transport; carbohydrate transport. The coding region runs from base 1 to 1590 and encodes 529 amino acids. Gene Ontology annotation, molecular function: carbohydrate:proton symporter activity. The record is from RefSeq and is a predicted model, not a curated record. NCBI's taxonomy places the organism in Eukaryota, Fungi, Ascomycota, Eurotiomycetes, Chaetothyriales, Herpotrichiellaceae.